AUGGAAGCUAAAAACCAAACUACAGAGUUUGUGAUGGUGGGGUUUUCCUUUCAUCCAGAGCUUCAGAACUUGCUCUUUAUGGUGACUUUCAUCAUGUACAUGGUGUCGUUGUUGGGGAACAUCCUCAUCAGUGCCACAGUUUGGCUUGACCCAGCUCUUCACACCCCCAUGUACUAUUUCAUCUCCAACCUGUCCUUGGUUGACAUCUGCUACACCACGGUCACCGUCCCCAAGAUGCUGGAGAAGCUGCUUUCUCAGGACAGAACCAUCUCUUUCACAGGCUGUGCUGCCCAAUUGUACUUCCUUCUUUCUCUAGGGACCACUGAAUGCUUCUUCCUUGCUGCCAUGGCGUACGACCACGUCUUGGCCAUCUGUAACCCUCUGCGGUAAAUGAUCCUCAUGAACAAGAGCCUGUGUGGCCAGCUGGUGGCUGGCGCCUGGGUCAGAGGUUUGCUGCUCUCUUUGGGUCAGACCUCAUUUGUCCACCUGCCCUUCUGUGGGGACAACCGGAUCAACCAUUUCUUCUGUGACAUUCCUCCCCUCUUGACCCUGGCCUGCAGAGACACCGCCAGGAACGAAAUUGCCGUCUUUGUAGCUGGGAUGUUAAUUGUGCUGAUCCCUUCUUUGUUGAUCCUGGGGUCGUAUAUCCACAUCCUCUCCACCAUCCUGAAGAUCAAUUCGACCCAGGGAAGACACAAAGACUUCUCCACCUGCUCCUCUCACCUCAUAGUCAUCACUCUGUUCUACGGCUCUGCCAGCACCAUGUACCUGAGCCCCAGGUCCUGCUAUGCCCCGGAGAGUGACAAAUUCCUGGCCCUGCUCUACUCUGUUUUGACACCCAUAUUAAACCCCAUUAUCUACAGCCUGAGAAGCAGAGAUAUCAAUAGAGCCCUGAGGAGGGUCAUAACCUCAAAUAUAUUUCUUCUCAAGAUGUGA
Dermochelys coriacea (leatherback sea turtle) is the source of this 936-nucleotide messenger RNA. Its product is annotated as olfactory receptor 5V1-like. Gene Ontology annotation, molecular function: G protein-coupled receptor activity; olfactory receptor activity. Gene Ontology annotation, cellular component: membrane. Gene Ontology annotation, biological process: G protein-coupled receptor signaling pathway. Lineage: Eukaryota; Metazoa; Chordata; Testudines; Dermochelyidae. The record is from RefSeq and is a predicted model, not a curated record.